AUAGAGCAAAAAUGUUAUUUUAGAGAUGUCCACCGAAUUUUAAUACAGCAAGAACACAACCGAUAAUUCAUAAAGGCGAUAGGGGUAUAUUGCGCCAUUCACAAAUCUGAGGUGUGUUUUUCGGUAGUGUUUUCUCUCUCUUGCGAAAAUACCCAGUUUAGUAGAGAGAGAGAGAGAGAGAGAUUUUAGAAGGGUAACAGCCAAUGUCUAGACUUCGAGGUUUGUGGGAGGCUUCAAUCUCUGCUACAAAAAAAGCACUUUCUUGGAACGUGGAGGAUCUGAUGCCACCGAGUGAGAAAUAUGUGUUCAGGUUCAAUUCAAUAGAUGAGCUGAAAAGGUGGCAUCUUUAUUCUGAUUCUGAAUAUGGUGGUUUAUCUUCAGCCUCCUUGGAAAUAGAAAAUGUUGGAACGGGACACAAUGGGAUAUUUUCUGGCCACCUUUCAUCUGAUGUAUCUGAUGGUUCGAAAUGGAGAAUGAAUCGAAGUGGUUUCUGUGGAAUGCGAUCUAAGAAGUUUGAUGGCUUCAUUGACUUGGAAGCAUACGAUACGAUAGCCAUGAAGCUUAAGGGAGAUGGGCGAUAUUAUAUUUCUACUAUAUACACAGAAAAUUGGGUAAAUGCCCCUGGUCAACAGGAAGACAACACAUGGCAGGCAUUUGUGAGACUGCCCAAAGAUAAUUGGUAUAUUGCAAAGAUUCCUCUUACUAGCUAUAUGCCAACAUGGCGAGGAAACGUAGUAGACGUAAGGUUGGAGAUGAAUCCAUCACGUAUCUUAGGUAUGUCUCUCUCUGUGAAUGCAGAAGGUGGGCCUCCUGGAUCAGUUUCCGGAUCUGGAGAUUUCAAGCUAGAGAUUGACUGGAUCAAGGCACUAAGGACAUGAAAACCAUUAAGCUACCAUGACUUUUUUUCUCAGUUCACUGUAAUUUUACCCUGUGUUCUUUGUUAGAAUUGAUUAGUUAUUCAUAAUUUAAUGUGAGUUCUGAGUUUUUCUGCU
Amborella trichopoda is the source of this 992-nucleotide messenger RNA. Its product is annotated as NADH:ubiquinone oxidoreductase intermediate-associated protein 30. The record is from RefSeq and is a predicted model, not a curated record. Lineage: Eukaryota; Viridiplantae; Streptophyta; Magnoliopsida; Amborellales; Amborellaceae. Gene Ontology annotation, biological process: mitochondrial respiratory chain complex I assembly; mitochondrial electron transport, NADH to ubiquinone. Gene Ontology annotation, cellular component: mitochondrion.